AAUCUCUCCUGCACCAACAGCCAUAUCACUGUUUGACCCAGUGGUUGACUAGUAGAAAAUGCCUUUUGGCAUUAAGACAUUUGUGCAUUUUUCUUUGUUUGUGCGAUAAAGUCAAUAAAAAAAAAUAUACCUAGUAUCUGCCACAUCAAGCUAAACUCGAGAAGUGUUCACUCUACAUUGCAAUAUAAAUUAAGGGCCCUUAAAACGCUUUGAUGCUGAAGCUUUACUCACGCAUUUCACUAAUUACAUGAAAACCGCCAAACGGUGCAUUUACCCUACUUGCAAUGCUACCAUCGAUUUAGGUCAACCGCUAAUGAGAUUCCAGUCUUCUGAUCUAGUCUUUAUUACUUUGAAACUACUAAACGAAUGUCAUCCUUAUCCACUUAUAAAUAAAGCUCAUCGGUACUUGAUCUCUGUCACUGAAUGGCGAAAAGUUGUCAAAGAAUUUCGAACUCUAUUAAGUGUGGGAAAGGGUUUCUCGGUGUUUUAUUGAGUGGUAAAGGGGUUGCAUUGUUGGGUGAAUGAUCUGCGGUACAAAAGACAUAUUGUCUGGGAAAUGCAUGUGAUGGUAUGUUCAUAAGACUGGUGAUAUUUUUCAGUUGCAAUAAUGAGAUGAUUUGCAUCAAAGAGCGUGUCUUUAACCUCCAUGCAAACAAAGGAGUAUUAUUUGUUCAACUAAUACAAUAGUUAAACAUACGCAAUGCUAUAGUUUUACGGUAUUUUGCGGGCGGAGGAGAUUUAAACACCAUUUUGGAGUCAACGGCCGAUAGUCCAGCUCCAAAAAAGUUGAAAAGUUGUAAAGUCCAGCUAUCGCUUUACAAGAGCUGAUAAAAUCACCGUACACUGUCUUGUACUGAUUGUACAAUUUUUGUCUUAUUUAAAGCUUCUAAUACCUUGAUACUGGCGAAAUAUUACCUCUGGACUGAAGCCAAUUAAAAGCAGGAUGUUGAUUUGGAUAAUUCAUUGAAAACAGAGCUGUAAAAAUACUGAGUCAGAUCAGAACCUAUUGCAACAAUAGUAGCUUUUUAAGCUGGUUACAUAGCAUUGCCCAUCCGGGAAUCAGGUGGGGUGGGCCGAAAUUCGACAUUACUUUUAUAAUUAAAGUCUGUCAUUAUAUUAUCCUUAAAUCUCCCUAAACCUCUGCCACCUUUAUGUUUAGGCAGCAUUCGGUAAAUGACAAGUUAAUAUAUUUUAUUUUUAUUUUUUUAAACCUUUCUGACUAAGCAGACACAAAGAGAAUACUUGUUAAAAAUAUCAGUUGAUAAAAUGUUUUUUUCGUUCGUUUUUUAUGUAAUGAGCCAUUAUUUUGCACCGAAAAAGCUUGAGUAUUACGAAGUUUUAAAUUGUUUGAAGGUUUGUUAAAUAACAUUAAAUUAAUAAAGGUGUAUAUUUCAAUUUAAUAACCCCAAUCCCAAGGGAUAUCCUGAAGAUUCUAGAUGAUAUAAUUGAUAUUUAUUUUAAUACCGGAUUUCAUCACAUUAGUAUUUAUGGCCUUAUUACCAAACACUUUAAUUAAUAAUGGAUCUUUGAAUUCUUUAAAACCCGUCAUUAAAGAACACGUUUCUAUACUAAAUGAAUAAGAAGGAUAAAUAAUAAAUUAAACUUAAUGAUAUCGUUUUUCUGAAAAUCUAUUUUAAUUUAAUUAAGUAAAGAGAAAAAAAUCGUGAAGUCACCUCUUUUUCUUUCAGUAUCCUUAUUACUACUGCACCUUUUAUCGAAAAUAUAUGAAACUUACAAUCUUUCUCACUAAACACUAUGAAAUGAUUUGGUUUUCUUGCUUUUUGCAAAUUCAUAAAACUAUGCCCCAAUUCCAAGAGAAUUUUUUUGACUGUUGUUCUUAUCGAAUUUAAACUGUCGUGAGACAUACAAAGUUUAAGAUAAUUUUACGGUUUCAAUCCCGAGUUUUUGAGCCACUCACGAAACAUGUUUUGAAGAAAACUUGUGAGUGAAACAUUAAAAUUAACUAAAUUGUUUUUAUGUUUAAGAAUAAGCAAAGGGACAAAUGUGUUUUCUUGCAUAUAACUAACACAUAUGUCACUCUCACUGUGAAAUGCGCGUUUGCUUGAAAUUAUACAUACGUACUGCACGCGCGCAUAAACGAUUGCAACAGCUGCUCGUGUGCAGUGAGUGUGCGAAGCGCGAGCAAUGUACGUUUGACGCGUUCACGACGCAUUCGCUAAACGUGGACACAUUGUUACAAUUCUACGAAACGAUUCUUAUGAGGGGGCGUAAACUCAGGAAAUUUCUAAUUAGAAAGGAAAGGAAUUGCGGCGGAAGAUUCCAGAAGGUUUCAACAUUUUUGUCAAGUAUAAACCUCUGUUUAAAAUUUUGCUAGUCAAAUCCUUCGGCAAUAUCAUUAGCUAUUUUGUAUUAAAAUUAUACUACUAUGGUAUGCAGGGUAACGAUAUAAAAUUGAAAAUAAAUGAAAAUUAGACAUGUUUUCGUAUUUUUUUUACAUAAGGUUUUAGAGUCUGUCGUCGCAAACAUAAUCUAGUUUCUAAGUGAUUUCAUGCCAUUUGUCCUUGUUUAAAACGUGUAAUUCAACAUAUAAAUUGCAAUUUUGCGUUAGCACCCUUUUAGUAGCAUUUAACCGCAUCUGUUAGCCCUUGGAAGUGGGUUUAAUUUUAUGUAAAUAAGGCCGGAACUAUUCACGUUCCAGUACCUAUACCUACCAGGGAAUUAGGUACCCCGGACUUUGUGAGCCGGCUUUGUAAAACUCCGGUUUCUACGUUAGCGGCCUGCAGCAUUGGUUUGUUUGAGUGAACAUACUAUAGUCUUUCCUUUCUAUUUAACUAUUAUUGGUAGGAACCUUGGAACAAAAUUUCAUUUCUUUCAAUUAUGACAUAUUAUUGAACUUUUUCCGGAAUCGGUAUGUAAAGUCCGUCUAAGUAAAUUUCGCACCGAUAUUGACAGAACAACAUAAGAGUGUAAUACUAAUAUAUGUAGGUAUACACCCUCAGGCCGAAAGUAUGGAAACAACGUUGCUUAAUAUCUCGUCUUUCUAAAACCUAAUCUAACCUAAAACAUACAUUAGACAAACCUCAAAGAUUAAAAAUACAUGCUUAUAUCAAAACAUCCUAAAAUAUUGUCAAAAAGAUAGAAAGAGGAAUUAGGAAAAGUUACAUAAUUAUACCUUUUUAAUUGCCUUACAAAAUGUUGAAUUGGCAACUAUCAUAGCCAAAAUUUGAGUAAUUUACUUUUAAAAUGUUCCAUUAUUAUUUUGCCGUUUUGUUUGUAAAUUGGCAACAAGUAGUAUGUACGAUCCAUCGCUUUAAAAAUCACAUUUUUCUAUUGAAAUAGAAGCUUGUUUCCAUACUUUUGGCCGGGAGUAUACCUUAUAUUUUUUGUAGAAGUUUGAUAUUUAUUCAAGAUGAUAUUUACACAUUUUCGCAAAUGCCUUGCGAAGUUAGCUCUAUGCAUGCACAUUAAACUAGAUAUUAAACGUAAAUAGCAAUAUUACGAGUGAAUGGUUCACGUUGACGGUUAAAUUAAAACUUCUUUGUCGACAAAAUGGCGCCUGAUGCUAUUCCGUAUGGAAGGUCUGUACCUAAUAAGGAAUACAAUCUCCAUGUACCAAAAAGCGUCCGUCAAAAAAACUUAAAUAAAACGUAGUGAUUAUAUGCUCUUUGACAGGGGGAUCCAGGAGGAUAGACAGCGCACUUCACUCCGUCAAUAACACCUAGGAUCUUAGCUACUCUAGCGCUACUAUGAAGAGAUUUGGAACUAUUAUUUAUAGCUGACCCUGAGCUUACCAAAUGUACUGUUACACAUGCUAGUUACUAGCAUGGAACUAUGCUACUGUUGAGCAAAUGCUACCUACUGACAUGUUUGUUUCGAACGUGCUACUUUUGACCAUGCCUUUUAGUGAAAAAUAGAAAAAGCAAACAGUACAUAAGCAUGCUCAUAUUAACCAUGCUCAAAAGUUAUCUGCCGCUCCUUCUGAAAGUUCCAUAAGACCAUCCCGUUCGGGUUCGGUCAUUUCACCCCACCCCUCAUGUCAGAUUCAGAGUUAUACUACUUUAAUGAUUAUUUAAAUCCAUUGAUAUCUCUUUUUCAUUGAUUGGUAGAUUGGACUGGGAUGGACCCAACACAGAGAUCUUGUUCAUCCUACUGUGUUAGAAACUCAAACGUCUUUCGUCAAAGUCUAUGGCAGAUUGUCUAACAUGACCUACUGUCAAAUUUGUCAACGAUAGAAUUUUGUAAAUAAACUUUUGGUUUCGUUUGAAAUUACGUUAUAACAAUUAUGAACACUAGCAAAUAUAUUGUAAUGAUUUUAAUAUUAAUUUUCAGCUCUGUUAAUAGUUACUACACUAGUGACUAUGAUGAAAAUACGCCAAGGCAGUUUAUCGAGAAACUCAAUGAACUAGAUGCGAAUGAAGAUGAGCCCGAGCCCAUCAACCCGUUUAAUCGUUUCACAACGUCGCGGAAAAACGACGGGAAGAACGACACUGCCCCAAGAAUACCCCUAGAGAGCAAAAAUAUUCUGUGCGAUGAUUUUGAAGAGUACGCUAGCAACUGUACUUUUCAAGCUAAAAAAAAUUAUAACUCGACGAUAACCCUGCCUUUGCCUAAUGAAUUAAGGAAUUGGUGCAAAGCAUUGAAGCAACUCGCAUCCUGUGAAUACGAUUGGAACACUGAUUGCCAAGACGUCACAGAAAAGAAAUUCAACGAUUUUAUAAUCCAGGGCCAACUGCACGUUAUUGAUAAGGUGUGCCACGACGACUGGUUUUCAGCGAACUACGACAUGCCCCUAUAUAAAUGCAUCAUGGCGGUUUCAAAGGACUGGACAACAUGUUUCUUAAACAUGAAAUUCCACACAGACCAGCAUAAAAAUGCUACAAAUAACUGGGCACAUUAUGAAACUCACUUCUACUUGUGCUGUGAAAAGACCCGUUUCCGUCGCUGCACUUUAGAGGUCCUGUUGAAUUUUCCGGACAAAUGCACUUCUCAACAGUCUAUUUUGCUGCAGAAAUUUUCAACUAUUAUAUCGGAGGGUGAAGUUUUUCAGGACUGCAACUUUAACAUGAUGUAUCCAAGCUGUCCAGGCGGAGAUCCGCGACCACCAACGGCUCUGGUCUCCAAGCUUAUGAAGGAUGAACUUCGAUCUAUUCAAGAACUCAAGGACAGCGCAUUUCGAUCAGCGACAAUCGGGUCGCUUCAAUUGAUAACUUUGUGUUAUUAUUACAUAUUUAAAUAGUUCCUGGAAUGAAGGUAUUUAAUUUCUGAAUUCUAUAACGGAACCCGUUGCUGAUACGGAAAGCCGAUGAAAAAACAUGAUAAAUAAAAUACUUAGGUCAUUCCAUCUUGUAACACUGAGAGUUAUAAGAGUCACAAGUCAAUUAGGUAUGUAAAAUGCUUGAUGAAAUGUCUUUAAUCUACCUAUACUUAGGGAAUAAUCAAACAAAAA
Cydia pomonella (codling moth) is the source of this 5407-nucleotide messenger RNA. RefSeq lists its product as uncharacterized. The record is from RefSeq and is a predicted model, not a curated record. The transcript is spliced from 7 exons. NCBI's taxonomy places the organism in Eukaryota, Metazoa, Arthropoda, Insecta, Lepidoptera, Tortricidae. Bases 4244 to 5197 code for a protein of 317 amino acids.